Messenger RNA from Hydractinia symbiolongicarpus, 3174 nucleotides. RefSeq names its product DNA-binding protein RFX6-like. The transcript is spliced from 17 exons. Gene Ontology annotation, molecular function: DNA-binding transcription factor activity, RNA polymerase II-specific; RNA polymerase II cis-regulatory region sequence-specific DNA binding. Bases 405 to 2732 code for a protein of 775 amino acids. NCBI's taxonomy places the organism in Eukaryota, Metazoa, Cnidaria, Hydrozoa, Anthoathecata, Hydractiniidae. Gene Ontology annotation, biological process: regulation of transcription by RNA polymerase II. The record is from RefSeq and is a predicted model, not a curated record.
CGCGAGUUUAACAAAUCUGAAUAAUGGGUACCUUCAUAUUUCGUUUGUUUGCUACUUCAGUUCUAUAAGAAACGGAUGUGAAAAAGAAAAAAUAAUUUAUAAGAAAGAAAAAUAUAUCAUAAAGGUUUUAAUCAAGAAGAAGAAGAAGUUGAAAAGAGACUGUUAAUCUGUGUUAAUUUCUCGCACCUUGCGUGAGUACAGACGCUCCAUUGUUGGUGUUAAACUAUUGUGCACGCUUCCUGGAUGAACGCGGUUGUGUAACAGCACCGGAAGUUUGUUUAUGGGUUUGAUAGAAUUGUGGAUUAAAAAAAAAGAACAGGAAGAAUUUUUGAAUAGAAAGGAACAGAAUUAUUAACCGACAAAAUAUUUGAUAGUACUUGUUUCAUUUUUUGCCGUUCUUCGUUAUGACUUCCAAAAUUGAAAUAUUAAGCUCCGGAAAUGUUAGAUUCAAACCGGAAACAUGCGCAGAAAUAAGCAUGAUCAAAUCUCCGGACAGCAAGGUGAGAAAAAUCCGUGAGAAGAGAAGGCACCGGUUAGGUUCAGAUGGAAAGAUUUCUGAAAAAGGUAUAUUGGGGUAUCGAAAGGAUGGCACACCAUUUCUUACAACAAAAGAAGAACAAUCCAUCCAAACCUUAAAAUGGCUGGAAGAAAAUUUUAUCAGAUGUCCUGGUGUAUGUUUGCCUCGAUGUAUCAUGUAUGCUCACUACCUCAACUUUUGUCAGGAGUAUAAAUUUCGCCCUGCAUGCGCAGCUACAUUUGGAAAGAUUAUUCGACAGAAAUUUCCAGAGCUUACAACUAGAAGACUGGGUACUAGAGGUAAUUCCAAAUAUCAUUACUAUGGAGUGGCUAUCAAAGAAAGUUCAUCUUAUUAUCACACGGUUUAUUCUGGAAGAGGACUGACAAGGUUUUCCGGAUCAAAGCUGUUGAGUGAGAAUGAUGCUUCGAGAAAAAUUAUGUCAUCAGCUAAAUCAGGCACUUUGUUACCGGACUUUCCAUCACCAUCGCAACUUGUUCUCCCAAAUAACGUUGAAAUGUGUAAAAUGGACACACUGAUGAUAAUGUAUCGAACACAUUGUCAAUGCAUACUUGAUACAGCAGUUUCAAAAAACUACGAAGGAAUUCAUCAGUACCUAGUUCAUUUCUGGCAAGGUAUUCCAAAACAUUUAAAGUCAUUGUUUGAAGUACCAGAAAUUGUUAGCUUGGUAUGCAUAUGCGAUUCUAUCAUGUAUAUGGUUUUAAAUGACAUACUUGUUCCAGUAACAUUGGAAGAAAUAACAGAUCAAUCAUUAUCAGAAAUCAGAAAUUUUGUGCAGUCUUUAGAAGUAUGGCUUCAGGAUGGUUUAAAAGAUGGGAAUACUAUGCUAAUAGAAAAUAAACUCCAAGUCGCACGGAGGUUUGUCCAAGCAGUAAAAAGACAAGUUUCUUUUCUCCAUCUUGCUCAAUCGUUCCGGGAAGUAUUAUCCGAUAAAACAAUAGCCUCCAAUCUACUCAAUGAACUUGACAGUAUGGAUAUCAAAUCCAUUGGAGCACAAGCUAUUUACACAACAGUUGACUGCAGUCAGGACCAAAAUGAUCUACACGAAGAAUAUCUGCGAGAAUUAAAAGAACUUUUGCGUGGAGAAGCUUCAGUCGAAACUUAUAUCGAGUGGUUGGAAGGAAUUUAUCAAACCCAAGUAUUAAAGUUUUGCGAAACAGAUUAUGUAUCGUUCAAACUCCGCGCACAAGAAUUUUUAUUAUCCUGGUCAUUUUUUGGUACAAGAGUCAUGCAUAUGUUAACGUUAAAUAAUUCAAGGACAUAUGGUCCCUUUCAUUUAAUACGAAUGAUGUUAGAUGAAUAUUUGUUACUUAUCACGGAGACAAGAUUUUAUAAACAAGAGCAAACAGAACUUCAAAAGUUAUCAGAAAAACUAAUCAAAGGUACAACAGAGCAAGGAUUAAGGAUUUCCAAUAUAGUCACGAAAUCAAAGUUUGGAGCUCCAACAAAACCUCCAACUAAACACAAUACAACUCAAAAGGUUCAACAAAAAUCAGUCAACUCUCCUCUUCCGCCAUUUUCAUCGCUACAAGCAACACAAAACUUUCUAAAGAUGAAUAUUUUACCGAACGAUUCCUUCAGUAAAAGAUAUGGAGAAGUAAAUGAUCCAGCUUUUACAACUUUAUUAACAUUAACUCCACCAUCAUCUCCAAUAGAACAAAAUUAUGGAGAUAGUUCACAUUAUAGGGGAGAUGCUAAUAAAAAAGAAGUUUCUAGAAACGAUGGCGGUAAUGUAAAGUCAGUUUCAAGCAACGUAGAAAAUCUUGUCGAUGAACACUUUAGAAAUUGUGGCAUUGAUCAAUAUACAAAUUCUCCUACAUCAAAUGAACAAAAUGAAUUUUCUGUAUUUCUUCAGAAGUUCCUAUGCAGCCAGGAUCAAACAAUGAAUCCAUACGAAGUAUCAGAUGACGUGUAUUUACACAACAACUCAUCCGACGAUGAAGAGAUGACGUCACCACUUCAAUGUUCAUUUAGUCAGAUUCUAAAAGGAGAUGUUCUAUUUUCUGAUGAAAUGAAUGGCAACAACACAACAACAAACUCUGGCGAUAACUCUAAAAACUUAACUCUGUCAUUCAACAGUUACGCUAGAAAUAUGGCAUUUAUGGACAGUUUAAGCGAGCAAACAAUGGAGGAUGAUAUGUUUCCACUGCCUCAUGUUUCCACUUUAAAUGUCAAAGAACUUGAAAUGACAUUUUAAUAUCAACUUUGAUAUAUCUAACAUGAAUUCAAAACUUUUAUUUAAUAAAAAAUUGGGGGUCUGUAUAUUGGCACGUGUCUCUACUCUGUCUCUCUACUUUGUUGCGAAGCUGGUAUAUUUUUGACAGUAAAAAAAGAAUUUAAUGAAUUCCUUGUAAAAGUAUAUUUAAAUCUUAGCUUCAAUGUUAGCUACAUUUUGGUUCCAUAAUUUUAUAAAUACCCAUACAUGUCCCAUAUCUGGUUUAAUUAAUAUCAAACAGCAAUGUCCUAUUUCUGAUUUGAACUUGGUGAAAACCUCAAGUGUAGGCUACAGAUAGUAUAUCGAAAUGUUGUACGUACUUUGUUGUUGAUGUAAAAAUAUUUUUAAGUUGUUAUAAAAUAUUGUAAAUAAAUGAUUAAAACAUUAAAAAUAUUAUAGUUGUGUUUUUACAACUAGAAGUGAA